AUGGACCCGCCCAAGCUCCCCUCCACUCAAGGGGACCCGUCUCCAUUCGGGAACAAUGUCAACAAUAACUCAGUUGAUGAAUCGCAUUGUGAAUUGACCGAGUCCCUGAAUCGCAUGACUCUGGCGACAGCGACAUCAACACCGUUACCUCCAUCCCCACGUCUUUUAAAUGUUUCAUCCCAACUUCCUGUUCGACUUGCUCCUGUUGUUCCUGCUAUUCCUCUUCAAUCAAACGGUUCCUCUGCCCGAGACGAACGCCGCAAGUCACUCCCCGCGUUACAAAAGCGCAAGUCUACUGCGUCUCUUCGCUCAGUCUCCGGAGCUUUCAAGCCUACUUCUCCAAUUGACCCACGUCGCACAUCUCCCAAGUCCGCGGGGUCUCCGACGACCACUGUGUCUCCCUCAAUGCCUUCUGCUCGCCUCGCUUUCGGUCCGGCUCCGGAGCCUGCAGUCCCAACUCCCGCGUCUGUUGCGGCCGAACACUUCGAACAAGAACUCGAGCUACACAAAUCUGUCGAUUUAUGCACCAAAGUUGCUGUUAUAAUGCAUGAUGACUGCUACGGACAUCGUUUUUCUCGUCUCAAUACAAGCAAAAGUGAUCUCCAAACGUAUGUUGAGAGACCGGAGCGCAUUCGCGCCUGUACAAUUGGAGUUUCUAUGGCAUACGUCCGCCUCGGCCUUCGACACUCCGGAGAGCGAUUCGCACCAAACCCCCAUGUGCCUGUGGAUGAACUGGAUUUCCCAUUUCGGAUUGUCAACACUGAUCGCAAGGUUCAUCUAGCUGAAACUGCUGUUACGAAUGUCCACGGAAUCAAAUGGAUGUCAGAAUUAAAAUGGAUGACUGCAAUCGCUGACACACGGGUUCAACAAGAGCAACUCGAAGUGGCCCGGCAACACACAAUGAACAACGAUGGUCUGGCUAUGAGCGGACCUGAGCUGUCUAAAAAUGAUCUUUAUCUUUGUGCCGAAUCCCUCAAUGCCUUUGAAGGAGCGUUGGGAGGUGUCUGUGAAGGUGUCGAUGCUGUCUUCAACCCCGGCCCCAUUGAGCGUGUCUUUGUUUGUAUUCGGCCGCCUGGUCAUCACUGUUCAUCUGAUAUUCCCUCCGGCUUCUGUUGGAUCAAUAAUGUUCACGUCGGCAUUUCUCAUGCAGUUACAACCCACGGACUUACCCAUGCUGCCAUCCUGGAUUUCGAUCUCCACCACGGUGAUGGAUCUCAGGAUAUCGCCUUUGAGCACAACUCGAAAAUCCUCACCAAAGCGCAGCAAGCUCACUAUGCAAAACACAAUUCGCCGGAGCUGACUGAGUUCAAAAAUCUCUCUCCCUAUGGCAAGGCUCCAAUCGGCUACUAUAGUCUUCACGAUAUCAAUUCCUUUCCUUGUGAGUGGGGUGAACGCGAAAAGGUUUUCGGUGCUAGCCUCUGUAUUGAUGGCGCACACAAUCAAUCCAUCUGGAACGUUCAUCUUGAAGAAUGGGAUUCUACAGAGAAAUUCUGGAAACUGUACAACACGAAAUACGUCACCUUACUCACCAAAGCCCGCAAAUUCCUGCGCCACCACUCGAAGGAGCUUGCUGAGGCUCACGCCAAAAACCCAGCUUCACCUCCUCCCAAGGCUGCUAUUUUCAUCUCUGCUGGCUUUGAUGCAAGCGAGUGGGAAGGCGGCGGAAUGCAGCGCCACGUGGUGAAUGUGCCUACGGAAUUCUACGCCAGAUUCACUGCCGAUGUUGUUCGCAUGUCCCAGGAAGAAGGACUUGGCGUCGAUGGGCGUGUCAUCAGCGUUCUGGAAGGCGGCUACAGUGACCGCGCCCUGUCCUCUGGUGUCCUCAGUCACCUGGCUGGUCUGAGCGAAGGGACUGGACCAGCAUCCAAGCUCUCCAAAGCGACCACCCUUCCAUACACCUACAAUCCCGAGUGGUGGUCCGCAACCAACCUCAACGAGCUGGAUGCCGCAAUGAUGCCCGGGAAACGGCGCACUAAGACCUCAACCACUUACCUCGCAUCCACCGAAUCCUCCACGGCGAAAGUGGUGACGCCCGGGCGAGACCGCAAGUCAGCAGGGGACGCUGACUUCAACAUUCCACUCGCCCCAGAAGUCCCCUGGGCAGUCGCCGCAGCUGAGCUCAACAAGAAGCUCAUUCCCAACCGGCAGACCCAGAGCUUCCGAGAUACCGAACUUGCCCGCGCUGCACUCACCGAGCGGCAACUGCGCGCCCGCAAACCUCCCAAAGCCGCGACCCCGGCCCCAGCAACUCCCCGCCCGGCCACACCUCGCCGCGGCACCCGAAAAACCCCCAAGACCACUGUCGCGGCGACAACUAUGCCCGACGCCUCUCACGAGGUAUCCCCGUCCGUGGUCGCCUCCCGGCGCAAGGCACGCACCCCGCGCCGGGGACUAAGCCCGCAGAAGCGGCCCCCGGUGCCCAAGAUUCCCGAUACGGUGGAGAAGGGUGUGCAGCGUUUGCUCCUCCGGAUGCCUUCGCGGGACCGGAGUGUGUCUCGCGGCCGAAAGUCGUCCGGUGGUUCGGAGGAUAUGAUGGGCUCGGGGCGCAUUUCGAAGUCCCCACAGUCAAAGAAGAAGGGAAAGAUGGGGAGUGGGGGUGGUGAUUCACCCUCCCUGGGGCUCAAUUUGAAGCCCAAGGAUGAGCCAACGGGGGGCUUUUGA
Penicillium soppii is the source of this 2661-nucleotide messenger RNA. Its product is annotated as histone deacetylase hosB. Gene Ontology annotation, cellular component: nucleus. Bases 1 to 2661 code for a protein of 886 amino acids. NCBI's taxonomy places the organism in Eukaryota, Fungi, Ascomycota, Eurotiomycetes, Eurotiales, Aspergillaceae. The record is from RefSeq and is a predicted model, not a curated record. Gene Ontology annotation, molecular function: histone deacetylase activity. The transcript has a single exon.